UUUUUCUAUAUCUCACCAUAUAUAUUCUUUAUUUAUUUUACAAAAUAUUAUAAUAUUUUUUCCUAUAUAUAUCACCAUAUUCUUUAGAGGAGGAUAUUGCACUAGCACAUGCACGCUAGCUAGCUAAAAACAUGUGUCCAUGGGUUGUUAUUGCCGUUGCCACCAUUGUGGCAGCGAUCCUCAUUUCUCGGCUGUUGAAUCUCAUAACUCAACCCUCCUCCCCUCUCCCACCAGGGCCACGGCCAUGGCCCAUCGUCGGAAACUUCCCUCACAUGGGCGCCGAACCGCACAAGGCCCUCGCCGCCUUGGCUGGCAAACACGGCCCUCUCAUGCACCUGCGCUUGGGCUUUGUCCAUGUAGUGGUGGCCGCUUCCGCCUCCGUGGCGGAGCAGUUCUUGAAGGUUCAUGAUGCCAAUUUCUCCAGCCGCCCGCCGAACGCCGGCGCCAAAUACAUGGCCUAUAACUACCAGGAUCUUGUGUUUGCUCCUUACGGCCCGCGGUGGCGGUUGCUCCGGAAAAUAACCAACCUCCACAUGUUCUCUACCAAGGCUUUGGAUGAUUUCAGACACAUGAGACAAGAAGAGAAGGUUCACACAAAUGCAAGCCAUAAAUAUAACGACAUUAACCGGGAGGAAAUCACUAAAUCAUUAAUGUACCCUGUCACAUGAUUCAACCAUCUCAGUGCAUGUUUUCCCAAGUAGUGAUGUGGCUUCCUUGUCAAAGAGGACUAAAUUAGCACUGCCAGAGUUAUCUUCAACCCUCACUUGAAGACGGAACCUAUGUACACAUUACAGUAAAACUCGUCACAAAUUGUAGAAAUAUAAUAUCCUAAACAAUAAUAGGAUUACAACUUAAGCAAACCCACCUUGGGUAAACAGCCAUAACAUGGCGAUUACAUCCCUCGCAGAAAAACAUCUUUUCGUUAGCAUACACUUUACGACUGCAUCUACAGGCAGUAUACCACCAGUCCACACCUUCUUCCAUAGGGAGUAUGGUUCCGUAGACAACACAAACACAGUCCUACGAAGAAAACAUUACAAUGAGCAGAUACUGAGCUGAUUUGGGCAAAAAAUCAACAAACCAAAAACAAAAAUGACUAUUUUACCUUCUUAAUAUUAACCAGUUCAGCAAUGGACUUGCUGCUAGUCAAAACCAAAAAAUCCUCUUCCCCAGAUACGGUUUUGGAAUCAGACAACUGGCUUAGGGAAUGGGAUGCACUCGCAUUAGCUUCUAAGUAACUGGCAAUGAAAGAGGCAUUUUAGAUCAUCAAAUUCAUUCACUUGCUACAAAUCAGCUUACUAAUCAUAUUAAAUCCAUACUUUGAUUUCAAGACUUUUGCCAUAGGAACAUCAGGGUCAAACAAUAUUUUGGUAGCACCAUGUACAUUCUGCAGACUGUUGUUCCCCUGGAACGAUUUCACUUUGGCAAACUGGAUAAUGACCACUGGGUUGUUGAGUUCACCAUUUCCAAGAAAAUUAGCCAAUUCAUCAACAUAAGCGCCAAACAGGGCACACUCAACCCUCAGCCUGUUAACAGGUAAUUAUGAGUACUAAAAAUAUUUUGGUUAAAGAUAUCACACUUAUUUGAUCAAAUUACCCUGCAGCCUCAAUCUCAAUGACAUUCAUCUUUGAUUUCUUUCCAUUAGUUACAAUCUCCCUCUCGACUCCGACACCUGUCAAAAUGCCAAUGACAUCUGGAAACAUAUUUGAUAACCAGUAACAUAAGUCACAGAAUUGAUUUAUGUAAAAUUUUGGAAAAAAUAUCACAGGUAUAAAGUAUUACCAAUCAAAUAAGCAGAAUAAUAGCUAAGGCUAAAAUGUCAGCAAUUGAUACAAAGCUGUAGGGAAACGCAUCAAUAGUCAUUUGGGGCAUGUGGCGCACUUCAGUGUUAUACAUGAAACAGAGCUUGUAAUUGUGUCUGGUAGUUUUAUAAUCCCCACUGCUAUCCACUAAGACGAAAGAAGACAAACUGUAGACAUUGCCCUCAACCAGUAACUUCUCAAACUUGUACAUCAACGUCUUCUUAAUAAUCGCAUGGAUCUUGGAACCCUGUCAUGUAUAACAACAUCCAAUCGUUACCAUGAUUAACGGAAAAAUAAACUCAAUUUAAAAACAUAAUAUUACUACCAUACCUUGUCAUCCAUCAGCACCAACUCAAGAGAAAGGGGAAGCUUCGAAGUGGAAAACCCUUGACUGUACCAAAUUCGAACCACCUUAACCAGAAUCCUCCAAUGUUGCUUCCCAGAACGCAGCUCAUCAACAUUGUGGUAAACAAACUCCAUACCGGAUCACGAAAGAUUCAGGUGAACUUGGGCAAUUAACCGGAAUUGAAUCAGGAAGGAAUGGUGUGCAUUUUGGAUGAUCACGUGAAGGUUAUUUAUAACCCAGCGAACCAUAUGCAAGAGUAGGAAUCAUAUUAAAAUGUGGGACAAAACAUAUAACUACUUUGACAAUAGAAACAUAACACAGUCAAAACAUAUACAUAUACAAAGUGGGACAAAUCAUAUAACUCCAUUGAAUUAAGGAAAACCGAAAGCUGGUUGCUGAUGUGACGCGUGGCAAUUUGCUGUGGUAAGGACACGUCGUUAUUUUGUCGUUGGAAGAGGCUUGUGUUUUGUAUCUAGUAUAGAUUCGAUUUCCACAGUUUCUACCCAAAAAAAAAGUUAUAUUUCACUUUUAUACUAUUUCUUAUAUAAUAAAUAUCUUAAUUGUUUUUGUUUGUUGUAUUAUUGAAAUCAACCUAAUGGCUAGCAUAAAACCAACCCUAAUUCCCACUAUUUAGUGUGGCUAAGUUGAUGUAACGCGUGGAUUUUAAAUUCUGCAUCAUUUAGUUUUUUUUACAUUAAAAAGAUAAAUUGCACCUGUCAGAAAGCGAUUCAUAAACCUCUUCUGCCCAACUCAUAUGUCAUUCAGCUCCUACCACUUAAGCUAUCAUUUAGUAACUAUAGUGCAUGUCGAAUUAUUAUUAAUUAAUGUUUUCCUAAUCGCGGUUAAUAUCACCCCUCAACGCAACCACAUGUUGUUUAUUAAUGACAGUUCUAAACUAACACUAAAUUUAGGAAGCAACCAACGCAACACCUGUACAUAUGUUGUUCAUUAAUGACAAUUCUAAACUGACACUAAAUACAAAAAAACAGUCAACGCAACGCUCGUAUACUAUUUAUUAAUGAUGGUUCUAAUUAAAAAAUAUUAAAUUCAAAAAGAAGAAAGAGGAGGGAAAACAACCAAUCAUUUAUAAUAGAACGAAUGGAAAUUGAACGUGUACAUGGGCCUUAGUGCAUAACGAAUAUAUUCAUCAAGGUUCUGAAAGGCCUACAUGUGCUUGAAAGAGGAAGUGGUUCACCCUUUUAAAUAAGGAGGCAAUUAUUGCUUAAGAGCCAACCGAUGCAAAUGAGUUCGGCUCGAGUCAAAACUACUAGGCCAAUAAGGAGAAGCAACUUCCAACACUCACGAUGGCAAAUACUUGUAAAAAUCGAAAAAUGUUGGCAAUGACAAGGGUUGUUAAUUGUUGUAUUUUAGCCAAAAUUGCUUCUAUAAAUCGAGGAAGAGUUAUUUGUAUAAACACACACACAACCAAUAAAUCAAUACUACAAAUUUACUGCA
Messenger RNA from Lotus japonicus, 3603 nucleotides. RefSeq names its product flavonoid 3'-monooxygenase-like. The record is from RefSeq and is a predicted model, not a curated record. Gene Ontology annotation, molecular function: monooxygenase activity; heme binding; iron ion binding. The coding region runs from base 132 to 668 and encodes 178 amino acids. The transcript has 2 exons. NCBI's taxonomy places the organism in Eukaryota, Viridiplantae, Streptophyta, Magnoliopsida, Fabales, Fabaceae.